This is a messenger RNA of Drosophila grimshawi, 438 nucleotides long. RefSeq names its product jmjC domain-containing protein C-like. The coding region runs from base 1 to 312 and encodes 103 amino acids. Lineage: Eukaryota; Metazoa; Arthropoda; Insecta; Diptera; Drosophilidae. The record is from RefSeq and is a predicted model, not a curated record. The transcript is spliced from 2 exons.
AUGUACCUAGGAGCUAGGAGUGGAGUGAAGUUUAGAUUCGUUGCCAAAUCGUUUCGCUGCCAUCAACGACAAAACCCCACAGACAACAACAACAACAACAACUAUAACAACAAGAACGACAACAACGACACCAACAACAAGAACAAGCAACACCAAUAUUUAGCACUGUGUGUGUUCCUGCAGCUUUCACCAUUACAGCUUGCAGCAGCAAUUUUAAUUAACAUUGAAUUGUGCCUUCCCCUGCGCCCAGAACUAUGCUUUAAAAUUCCAAUGAAAUAUUUUCAAGAAUAUUUUGCCUGGAUGGACGAAUGAGAAUGAAAAAAGGAGAGAAAUAUAGAAAGAAAAGCAGAAGAACCAACCAAAACCAAUCACAUGAAGCGCUGACUACACACACACACACACACACACACACACUCAUACACACAGACACACACUAAA